Molecule: messenger RNA, 894 nt
Organism: Knipowitschia caucasica
Lineage: Eukaryota; Metazoa; Chordata; Actinopteri; Gobiiformes; Gobiidae
Source: the annotation of a GenBank genome assembly
AUGUUGGCCACGGGAGCAGCGGUGACCUCGGCUCUGGCGCAGGUCGACCGGGAGAAGAUUUACCAGUGGAUAAAUGAGCUGUCGAGUCCAGAGACCAGAGAGAAUGCUUUACUGGAGCUGAGCAAGAAGCGGGAAUCUGUGCCUGACCUGGCCCCUAUGCUUUGGCACUCGUGUGGCACCAUCGCUGCCCUUCUGCAGGAAAUAGUGAAUAUUUAUCCUUCCAUAAACCCCGCCACUCUGACGGCUCAUCAGUCCAACAGAGUCUGCAACGCUCUAGCUCUGCUGCAGUGUGUCGCCUCUCAUCCAGAAACCAGAACUGCUUUUUUGGCCGCUCACAUACCUCUGUUCCUCUACCCGUUCCUUCACACAGUCAGUAAAACUCGGCCUUUCGAAUACCUCAGACUCACCAGCCUGGGAGUCAUCGGGGCCCUUGUGAAAACAGAUGAACAAGAAGUGAUCAACUUCCUGUUAACCACGGAGAUUAUUCCAUUGUGCCUGCGAAUCAUGGAAGCAGGCAGCGAGCUCUCGAAAACAGUCGCCACUUUUAUCCUUCAGAAGAUCCUCCUGGACGACACGGGGCUGGCCUACAUCUGUCAGACCUACGAGCGCUUCUCACACGUGGCCAUGAUUCUGGGUAAAAUGGUUCUUCAGCUCUCGAAGGAACCGUCGGCUCGACUGCUCAAACACGUUGUACGCUGUUACUUAAGACUUUCAGACAACUCCAGAGCGAGAGAGGCGUUGCGACAGUGCCUCCCGGACCAGCUCAAAGACACCACGUUCGCCCAGGUGCUGAAGGACGACACCACCACUAAACGCUGGCUGGCCCAGUUAGUGAAGAACCUGCAGGAGGGCCAGGUGACGGACCCCCGCGGCAUCCCACUCACGCCUCAAUGA